AUGUCCGAAACUCCCUUUUUUGGUCUUUUCUGCAUUGCCGUGGUGGUCAAUGUGGGCGUAACGUUAAAGUCGACGGGUCUUUGGACUGUGAUUGCGGCCAAAUUGGGCAUGGCUCCUCCGGAUGCGAUCGCAAACAGCGAGCCCAGCGAUCCGGAAAAAGACAAGCAGCAUUUGGAGCUCAUCAAGCGGUACCUAUUGGUCUACCUGCUGGCUACGAUGAGUGAUUGGCUGCAAGGUCCCUACGUCUAUGCUCUCUAUGCCGAUUAUGGAUACGAACAACACGAAAUUGCCAUUUUAUUCGUGGCCGGAUUUGGAUCCAGUAUGGUCUUUGGAUCCUUUGUGGGAGGAAUGGCAGAUUGGGGUGGGAGAAGAACGUUUGUUAUCCUCUAUGCCAUGUUCUAUGCCCUCAGUUGUAUGACCAAGCACUUUCAAAACUUUUGGGUUCUCAUGUUGGGACGACUCUUGGGAGGUGUCGCCACGUCGCUCCUCUUUAGUGUCUUUGAUGCCUGGCUCAUUCGAGCCCACAGCGAUCGUCACAUUAAAAACUAUUUGGGAAAAUCCUUUAGUUGGGCGUGCUACGGAAACUCCAUUGUGGCCAUUGUGGCCGGUCUCAUUGCCAACAAUGCCGCCAGUUCCUUCCCCAUGGCCAAAGUAUUCGAUCAAACCAACCUCUAUUAUGGAGGAUACCUCAAUCCUUUUGAUAUUUCACUCUUGGCAUUGGGUGUCUGUGGAGCCUGUGCCGCGACGCUGUGGGAAGAAAAUUACGGGGACGACGGAAUUUCGGCCGCAUCAUCCAAUGAUUCCGGCAGUGCCGACGAUUCGCAAGCCAAGAAAGGAUCCAACGGGCUCUGGUACGAUGCCCUCUACCAAGCCUUUCUCAUGGCCAUGCGAAACAACGAAAUUCUAUUCUGUGGACUCAUCUCCAGUCUCUUUGAGGGAUCCAUGUACAUUUUCGUAUUCAUGUGGACACCGGCCAUGACGGGAGGAGACGCCGAUAUCAAAUUACCCUUUGGACUCAUCUUUUCCACAUUCAUGGUCAACUGCAUGAUUGGAUCGUCUCUGUUUGGGAUUUUGAUGGAUAAAGGAAUAAAGGUCGAAAACCUGGGUGUGGGUAUCUUUGCAUUGGCCAGUUUCUCCAUGUUUAUCGUCGCCACGGCGUCCAACAAAACCAUGGCAUUUAUUGCCAUGAAUCUCUUUGAAGUCAGUGUCGGACUCUACUGGCCUACCAUGGGGACCAUGAAGGGAAGCAUCGUUCCCGAAAGCAAGCGAGCGGCAAUCUACAAUCUCUAUCGAAUUCCCUUGAAUUUCAUUGUCUUGUUCAGUCUCUUGACCGAUUUGACACCCACCACAUCCUUCUUUUUGAACACGAUCAUGCUGGGAACGGCCACUGUCUUGCAGCAUUUGCUUCGUAAUCGCCGUGUUGUGCCGCAAGGAACCGCCGAAAAGGACUCGGCGACGGAACCAUUGGUCUCCGCCAAGUCCAGUGAAGAUAGUACAGAUGAUCUGUUUCUCAAGGCAGAGACGGCCUAA
This is a messenger RNA of Seminavis robusta, 1530 nucleotides long. NCBI's taxonomy places the organism in Eukaryota, Bacillariophyta, Bacillariophyceae, Naviculales, Naviculaceae. The record is from the annotation of a GenBank genome assembly.